AUGAUGCAAGAAAUGACAUCAAAGAAGACAUCACUCCUUACCACAGAUGACGGCAAUGAAGACAAUAGAAAACAGUCUCAAUUCAAUCCGAAGAACUCAAUGGACAGAUUAGGUGAUGAAUUGUAUGCAUUUCUGUUGUCUUAUCUCACAUUUGAAGACCGAUUCCGAUUAGAAUGUGUGUCCAAACAGUUCCAGAGGACAGUCUUCAAGAGUGUUGUCGGCAUUACUCUUAACGAUAGACUUAUGGAUAAAACCAAGAAACGAAAGACAACUCUAAAGCAUUUACAACAGUUGAAAGACUUGAAGGUAUCAUUCGUGACGCCAACGAAGACAUUACGCUUUACCACAGAUGACGGCAUUGAAGACAACAUUCAACAACCACAAAUGUAUGCGAAGAACUCAAUGGACAGAAUCUGGACCGAUUCAGUGGCCGGCACUUCAAGAAGUGAUAAUCACAUAAACUAUAGCACAAAGUGUGAUGCGAUGGUCACCGAAGUUAGUGUUAUUAGUGGACGUAUUAGUGAUGAUAGCGAUCGCAUCACUCCUGACAAUCACACCAAUAAUACCUCUUAUAUUACCGAUUCGAGCGACCAGUUGUUGUUAUCGACGGUCAGGUCUUCAUCACUGGACCUUCAGAUACAACUACUGAAAAGAUGUGAAUUGAUUACUGAGUCCGAAGUGAAGAGUCUUUGUCUCAAAGCCAAGGAAAUACUGGUCAACGAGUCUAAUGUCGACGCACCCGUCAAUGUGUGCGGUGACAUUCACGGCCAGUUCUACAAUCUGUUGGAGUUGUUCAAAAGGGGUGACGACUGUCCGGACACUAACUACCUGUUUAUGGGAGACUUUGUCGACCGGGGCUACCAUUCGGUUCAAACAUUUCUACUAUUAUUAGCGCUUAAGGUUCGAUAUCCCGAUAGGAUUACUCUGAUUAGAGGUAACCACGAGUCCCGACAAAUAACACAAAUCUACGGCUUUUAUGACGAGUGCCUCCAAAAGUACGGUUCGGCAACCGUUUGGAAAUAUUGUACCGAUAUUUUUGAUUAUCUGCCCAUUUCUGCCAUUAUUGACGGACAGAUAUUCUGUGUUCACGGCGGGCUGAGUCCAUCCAUUCAGACAUUGGAUCAAAUCCGGGCGAUUGACCGCAAACAAGAGGUGCCAAACAGCGGCCCAAUGUGUGACCUGUUGUGGUCAGACCCCGAAGACAUAGAGGGCUGGAAAGUGUCGCCCAGAGGUGCCGGUUAUGUGUUUGGUUCGGACACUGUCUCACUGUUUAACGCAACCAAUCAUUUAGACCUGAUUUGUAGGUCUCAUCAGUUAGUGCAGGAAGGCUUCAAAUAUGAUCACAAUAGGACUGUACUGACCGUAUGGUCGGCACCCAAUUACUGCUACCGAUGCGCCAAAUUCUGUGAAGAACUCAAUGGACAGAUUCGGUGA
Messenger RNA from Medioppia subpectinata, 1434 nucleotides. The record is from the annotation of a GenBank genome assembly. Lineage: Eukaryota; Metazoa; Arthropoda; Arachnida; Sarcoptiformes; Oppiidae.